Aphidius gifuensis is the source of this 2475-nucleotide messenger RNA. RefSeq lists its product as uncharacterized. The record is from RefSeq and is a predicted model, not a curated record. The transcript is spliced from 6 exons. The coding region runs from base 22 to 2475 and encodes 817 amino acids. NCBI's taxonomy places the organism in Eukaryota, Metazoa, Arthropoda, Insecta, Hymenoptera, Braconidae.
UUUAGUUGAUGUAAAAAUUUCAUGGCAUCAACAAUGUUUCAACAAAGUAAUAAUAUUAACAGUGUUAAUCAAAAUCAACAAUUAAAAAUAACAGAAAAUGAUAGAAAAGAUUUUUCUAUUGCAUUUAAUGAGUGUUGGGAUCGUUUAAAAUUAAAUAAUUAUUAUGUAUGUGAUAAUGAUGAAACACCAACGCUUACUUGGCGUUCAGCUAUUGUCAGUCAGGACAUGUAUAAUUUUAUGGUGACAAUAUUUGAGAAUAUGUCAAAGUAUCUUGUUGACAAUGUAGUUGAUGCAACUGUCAAGGAAAAUUUAAAACAAGAUGAUAAAGUUGAUGAUAAUACACUUGAACAAAAAACAGAAGAUAAUAUUUCACAAAAUAACAUAAUUAUAUUCAAUGAUGAGCCAUUUAAUGAAGUUGAAAUUGAUCGUGUUGCAAAUGAUGAGGCAACAAGUGAAGUAAAAUAUACUGUUUGUAAUAAAUUCAUCAAUACCACUGAUAAAUCAUCAUCAAAAAAAAUAAACAAGGACACAGACAAUGCCAUUGGAUCAACAAAAUCAAGUUCCAAUUCACCAAGUACUUCACCUCCUAAUUCUUUGCAAAAAAAAAAUAGAUUAUCACUUGAUGAAAAAAUAAAAGUACUAAAUCUUGUUAGUGAAAAUCCUUCAUGGACACUUGAUGAAAUUAGAAAAAAUACUGGAUAUCAUCAAAUAUUUAGUUUUAAUCAAUUAUCUGAAUGGCUUGAACAUGUCAAAAAUGGAGGAACAGUUAGAGACAUGAUGAAUAAAUUAUAUGACUCUGUGUAUGAAAAAUUUGUUGAAGCUAAAAAUAAUAAUCCAAAUAAAAAAAUAAGCAAUGAUAUGUUACGUCAAUGGGGUCUUGAAGCUAAAAAAACUUACUCAUUAAAUGGUAGUAUUGGAAAAAUUAAAUUUGAAGCAUCAAUUGGUUGGUUAAAAAAAUUUAAAUUACGUUAUAAUAUUGUUGGAAACAAAUCUGAUCUUCAAGUUGGUAAUCAAAAAAGAAGUCAACGAUUAAAAAAAGAUAAUGUUGAUGUUGAUGUUGAUGUUGCUGGUCAAUCAACUGGUCUAUCAAAACAAUCAGUUUCAACAAAACAAUAUAAAAAAGCAGCUAAAAAAAUUGAGCCACUUGUUGCUAAUAAAAAACGUGAACGUUCAUUGACACUUCAAGAAAAACAAAGAGUUGUUAAUAUGGCAAGAGAACAUCCAAGUUGGAAUUUAAGAAUGCUUAAAAAAAUGAGUGGAAGUAAACAUCUUCGUUCUAUUGAUUCACUUCGUCGAUGGGAAAUUCAACUUGAAGAUGGUGGAUCAAUAUUUGAUAAAAAAGUUGAAUUAAGAAAUUGGGUAUUGUCUAAUUUUUUGAUAAAUAAAAAAAAUAAUAUCAAAAUAACAAAUGACAUGAUUACAAAUUGGUCAAUUGAAGGACAAAAAAAAUUUAAACUUCCUGAUAGUAAUUUUUGUCCAACAACUUGGAUACAUUGCUGUUUACCAUUUUGGACAGUUGAACCACAAAUUGUCGUAAAUGAUUUUUCUCUGUACUACAAAGACUGUACCAAUGGUUUAUGUUUUUACGAGACAUGUGGACAUUCAGGAUGGAUAAAUGGAUAUUUUUUUAAUCAAUCAAUACCAAUUGACUACAGUGUAAUUGAUGAAAAAUUUCUUGGCACAUCAUUUUUUAAUCGAAAUAGAUAUUGUGGCAAGGGUGCAUGUAAUCCAUUUGGUUGUUUUUGCGAAGAUGGUUGUCAAACAGGUAUCACUAAAAACCCAUAUGUUGAUUGUACAUUUAGCUUUGAUGGUGUAAGCUAUUGCUGUUCACCAGCUUGGACAGUUGAACCACAAAAUGUUGUAAAUGAUUUUCCUCUGUAUUACAAGACCUGUAAGGAUGGUGUUUGUGUAUACGAGACAUGUGGACUAUCAGGAUGGAUAAAUGGAUAUUUUUUCAAUCAAUCAAUACCAAUUGAUUACAGUGUAACUGAUAAAAAAUUUCUUAGCACAUCAUUUUUUACUCGAAAUAGAUAUUGCGGAAAGGGUACAUGUAACCCAUUUGGUUGUUUUUGCGAAGAUGGUUGUCAAACUGAUAUAACUAAAAACCCAUAUGUUGAUUGUACUGAUAAAUUGGACAGAGAUAGAAAAGAUUUUACUUAUGCUUUUAAUGAUUGUUGGGAUCGUUUAAAGUUAAAUCAUUAUUAUUCAUUUGGCAAUGAUGAUGAUUGUGAAAUACUUUCUCGACGUGCAAGCAUUGUCAGUAAGGACAUGUAUACAUUCAUGGUAAAAUUAUUUGACAAUAUGUCCAAACAUCUUGAUGCUGAUGUUGUUAAUGCUUAUACUGAUUCCGAGGCUGGUACUUAUGCUAAUAGUGAUACUGAUACUGACUUGACAGUUGAUGGAAUUAUUGAUGUUGAUUCUCGUCAAAAGAUUACAAAAAAUCAUUCAGCUGUUGAACAUAAUUAUACCCACUGA